CUUUCUACGACUGCUGGAAACAAAUCGGAACAGAUGGAAGACAUCGAUCUUCACAAGGCUGAGCUUCAGCAAGAUGCGACAAUAACUAAUGCAGCGACAACCCCGGAAAGAAAACAGGAGAUGGAUUAUGAAAUGCACUACGGGUUAUCACAUCGCAGCGUCAAAGACGUCCUAAUGGAGAUUCUCGAUGAUAUUGCCACCUUCAAAAACAUUCACGACUGGGAUAGCAAGCUUGUUGUCACACCCUUCAAAAAGCUAGAGACAGUCAUUAGAAGACAUGUGGCGGGAUGUAGCCAAGAAAUGAUGAACAACUUGCUCGUCCAUUCAUCGGUGGAGGAAGUUUUCAGUGCAGAUGGGAAACCAGAAAGCAUCCCAGCCAUGCAGGAAGACGGACAAGUCAAGAGCCAUUUUUUCUUCUCCAAGGCGGGCGAAAACGAGGCUACAUCAAAAGGGAAAGAACCAGUGAGUCCCUCCCGAGGUCGUGUCAUAUGCGUCAAAGAGUGCAGAUCUCAUAUUGAGCGUGCAGUCAUGUUGUGGAUACAUGCUCUCUGUAUCCGGCUGCAGAAUGAAGACAAGGCAUACAUUCGCAAUUUCAUUGAACGGCACCUCAAUCUCGAAUCAGCAAUGGCUACUCCCUAUCACUGGCAGCCUACUUCCCCACCGGAAGUUGGCGCGGAGCAGCACCAAAAGCACUAUCGAAGAGUGUCCUUGUCGUUUCACCUCGCAUAUCUAACCAUGUCUGCUGUCGACAGGCCAACUGAACAGCAAACUGACCUUGACCGAACCCCGAUUCUCUCUUUGUAUAAUGAGAUGUCGGGUAACAAUGCGAAUAACUAUUACCUCUAUCGAGCCUCAUCGUCCACCUUGAUGACUAUUGUGAUUCCCGAAGAGUCCGUUGGCCGAGAGGAAGAGACCCAGCUACUGAAGUCACCACAGGGUCUUUGGACAGUACUCAUGAUCAAUUACCCUCGCCGUAAUUUCGAUCGAGAGCUGGAACCGCAUCUCAAUCCAAUCUCCCAAUUCACCCGGGGCAUAACCGCGGCACUCGUCACGCAACGGGAUAAUGCAAAGUCAAUAUGUGACUUUCUCAGACAUGAGCUGCAGUCGUGCGAUGUAGAUGGAUUUCUGGAUGACGAGCAUUUUACCAAAUCCAACACGUAUCAUCGCACGAUCCAAGGGUGCAGUGAGCUCAAGGAUUCACUCGAUUCUACGCUUCGAUUCAUGAAGAAGCUCAACGACGGUCAGUUGAAGGAGUUGAGAAGUAUUGUACACCCACAGGAUGAACCAGGUGUGCAACACUGGACACGCGAAAUGCAUGAGGAGCUCUUUUCUUUGAGGGAACUGCGAGCUCAGGUUGAGGGAUUGAGCAAACGGGCGCAAGAAAGCCGUGCUGCUUUGCAUGGCGCGACUGCUCUUGUAGAAGCGCGUACUGCUUUGCAACAGGGUCAACGACUAAAGGUGUUGGCGUACCUUGCUACGCUUUAUCUACCUCUGACGGCAACUUCUUCAAUUUACAGUAUGAGUGUCUUGCCCAAUUCGGCCUCAUUCGCAUCCUUCUUCGUAGUCUUCGCUGUGCUGUUGAUCCUUACUCUAUCGCCCAGCAUUUACCAUGCACUCCUGCUUAGACUCCAAUCGAUCGAUACCACUGCUUUCAGGGCUUCUUUCCAAACCAAAAUCACUGCUCCGGCUCAGCUCCCGACACCACCGGAAGGUCCAGCUUCAUCCCCAGAUAUCGUUCCGGAAGCAUUGAUCGAUCCGUCAAAGGUCACCCCUCCAACCGGACCGAGAGAAGAAAAACCACGCCUCAUUCGCUAUCUUCAUGCGCUAAGACCUCACAGUAAAGGGUACAUUCCUGGACAUCUCGCCCUCCAUGAUUUCAAAGACCGCUUCCCAAAGCCCAAGAGCUUUUACUACCUCAUCAAAUGGCUGGUCUGGGAGAUGCCGCAGGAGAUUGCGUUUUGCUACUUGAUCCCGGAGCUGCGUUUCCCGCUCGAUCAGUACCACCUGUACCGGAUCAGAGGAAACGCGGUGAUACAGAGCGCAGGGUGGAAAUGGCAUCCGCUGGCGUUUGUUAGGGAUAUUAUCCGUGCUUUGCUCUUGCCGCUCUGGGCAAUUAUAGUUGUAGCUAUUUUCAUCUGGUUGCCGGUGUUGGUUUUGCUUUGGGUCCUUGGCGGCUUUGUACUCUAUUUACUUGCAUGUGUUUGUUCGUGUGUAGGGCUUCAUACAUGGGCUGACUAUCUAUAUAGUUGA
Periconia digitata is the source of this 2250-nucleotide messenger RNA. Lineage: Eukaryota; Fungi; Ascomycota; Dothideomycetes; Pleosporales; Periconiaceae. The record is from the annotation of a GenBank genome assembly.